AUGCGUCAAGGAUUUAUCUGCAUGCGCGCUCUGGCGCAAACCGAGCGUCCUGAGUGGAUGGGCCCCUUGGCCACGGGCAAACUGCACGCGAGCAGACGUACCCGAGAGCUGGAAAGAUUGAACACAGAAUCAGGAGGCCAAGACGGUAGCGACGGAGACCACAGUUUGAAAGAUUUCCAACAGUCCACGAUACGCUACGCCAACCUGAAGCUGGGCCCCAGCUCAGGGAAAGACCCUGAACCACCCGCAUGCAAAGAGAAAAGCCCUCGGGGUAUCCGUUUCCAUGUGCGCUCCCUGGGAUGGGUGGAGAUGGAGGAUUCGGACCUAUCGCCAGGCAAGAGCAGCUUGGCUGUCAACAACUGCAUCCGGCAACUGUCCUACCGAAAGAACGACAUCCGGGACACAGCUGGCAUAUGGGGAGAGGGCAAAGACAUGUACAUGGUUCUUGAGGAUGAAUAUCUGAAGCUGACAGACCCCAACGAUGGCACGAUACUCAACUCCCAGCAUGUCUGCAGCAUCCGCGUCUGGGGAGUGGGCCGCGAUAAUGGGAGAGAAAGGGACUUUGCGUAUGUAGCUCGGGACAAGGUCACCAAGCGCUACAAAUGCCACGUGUUCCGCUGUGACAUUCCGGCCAAGGCCAUCGCCAACGCGCUGCACGAAAUCUGCGCCCGGGUCAUGAGCGAACGGCAAAAGGGUCACACCAUCUCCAUGGUAACACAGGGUCAGAUGAUCCAGCAGCAGCAACAGCAGCAGCUUAUGCAAAUGAGGAGCAUCUCAUUGGACAGUAACAAGGAAGGCAUUCCCACAAGCGUUGAUUUCCCUACUCCGAAGGCAGAGCCUAUCACAGUAUUCCGAGCUCACUACGUGGGCUCAACAAUGGUUGAAAAGAAUGGAGGUAUGGAGGUUCUGAAUAAUGCAAUUACCAAAGUAUGCGGGGAGAUACCAGAGGACCAGUGGUCACCAUCGAGAAUUGAAGUAGCUGUUUCCACAGUCACCGUCACCAACAUCAAGACCAAAGAAGUCAUCACGGAGAGCAGAAUACGAUUCCUAUCAUUCCUGGGCAUUGGAAAUGACAUCAGACAAUUUGCGUACAUCAUGUGCGUGGGCAAGCAGAAGUUCCAGUGUCACGUCUUCAGCUGCGAACAUUCGGCGGGAGGACUGGCCAAGUCUAUUGAGGCUGCUUGCAAGCUGAGAUACCAGAAGUGCCUGGACAAUCGGCCCAAGGGUCAGCAUCUCAUGUCUGAGAAUUCUUUCGACGGAAGGACCUGGGGAUGUGCCCUGAAGAACGGCGUACAAAACCUCUUCAGCAAGUUCAGCCGGCGUGGCCACAAAGAGGCCCCCAUCAGUGCAGUAUAAAGGUCACAGGUCACGCAGGUCAAAGGUGAAAGGUCAAGCCUUCUCGCAGACUUGACCUCUACGCAAGAAAAAAAGUUGAUUGUUUUCUUGUUCGCCAGCAAAUGCUGACCUGAUGUUUUGUAUUUGGAGAUGGAAAGAACUUUUAUGGAAAAGAAAAGUACCUAUAAUUUAAGUCAUAUCACGUCGACUGUUACAGACUUCUCAAAUAUUUCUGACUAUGAAAUAAUUGCCACUCUUGCAUAUCAAAGUGAGUGGCAUUAUUAAGCUAGGAAAAUCUUGUCAGCUGUGUACUGUAUGCAAGAAAGUAACGCUGCUGAAAAAGAAGUUAUUUAAGGAUGGUGCGUAAUAUGCUGCUCAUGUGUGCUGAACCUAAGUGGGAAAGCAAAUUGUCGUGUUUGCGUGUACAUGUUCUGCGAUGGAUGAUGGUGAUUUAUUUAUUGAGAAAAAAAUUGUGGUCGAAACCACUGAUAUUUACGUAUGUGUGUAAAUCCGAUUCUAACAAAGUUAAGCUUGUUGAUAAUGGGGAAAAUGUCAUAUCUGCGUUGUUGUCAGUUUUGAUAAACUGGCCAAACUUCACAGCUAGAGGGCACCCGAGCAAGGUGGCCAUAUUGUUCAUCAAGUUUUCCUGGGGAUUUAUCAAUAUCUCUCAAAGCCAAAGCUGUGCAAUAUGUAAAAUAUGUCGAUUACGAGAGAUGGUUUUAAUAGCAUAUCAAUACUUGUCUGACACACAGCUGCUGCAUUCAUUAUUUGUGAUCCGGCAAAAUCUUCCCUUAGGCAGAUGAAAGCAAAAAGCUGGUUUUCACUGACGUAAGAAAAACAACUCAUUCUGCAAUCUGUAUUCAAAGCCUGUCAAUGUUUUCUUGAUUUUCUCCAGAUUUCUGAAAAACAACGAAAAACACCUGUCGCAGUUAAUGUUGUAUUUGUGUAAGGAUAUACCUUCAAGCUAUUAAAAAAAACCACUCGGCAUCUGAAAUCAAGAUCGUAGAGUGCAGAAAUUAACAUUGCAGACUGCAGAAAAGUAUUCGACAAGUUGAAUGGAAAGCAAAAACAGAUAAUUAUUUACAAAUUAUUUUAUUUUACAGAAAUUUGAGGUGACUAAGGUCCACAUCAUGUGCAAAAAUCUCAUUUGAUGACUGUAAGAAAUAUAAUGUAUGUUUUGAAGAAAAAUGUUUCUGUUAAUUCAGAUUUAGAAGAGUUUAUAUACCAAAUGGACAUGGCAAAUAAAGAUACUCGUUCAAAGGAUAUUCCUAAAAAGUAUUCAUAAUUAGCUGGGGGUACUACCCAACAGUACACCGAUACUUGUAAGAUAUUCUGGAGUGUGUAGAUAACGUGAUAUUUAUUUCAUUCAUUCAUUCAAUUCACAAUAAUUAGACAAUUUUUGGAUCUUAUAGGUUCAAAUUGUGUGAAAAAUGUAUACAGAGGAAGUGGUGUGUAUGAGUGCGUGCCAGUGGCACAUGUGAAAUUUUUGUCAUUGUAUUCUCAAGUGUAUGUAAUUAUCGGAACCAUAAAAAAAACAAGCAGCUUAAAUUUAGUCUGAAUUACUGUAGCAAGCUUUGUGGUCCUUGAUCGAUGGUUAAAAGUAGAAUACUCAAGUGUACACAUACAAAGAAAAAAUAUCUUAAUUAGCAAGUAGAACAAAUGUUGGAUUAUACAGUGUAGUGUACAUAAAGUGAACGUUACGCAGCAAGUGUGUAAUUGCCAUUGGAAAUAUUUCCUUUCACGUCAUUUGUCUGCAAUAUGUUUUGAAGAGUUUUUUUUUUUAAUGGAUUGGGGCUAGUCGAGGUCAUGUGAUUGCAUUGAAGUCAGUGAUUGGUCAGUGAGGUGUCAAAGGUCGCCGGCUUGCGGGCGCGCAUCCGGUCCAGUGGUUGUCCAUCUGCUUGUCCUUGAUUGAAGCUGGUUUGCAACUCAUGUUUUGUGAUUUUGUCCCGGUUAUUGUACAUCUGGAAAUUGGCUUGUGAGCCCCAAUUAUGGGGGAAGAUUUUGAACGAUCGUCAGAAAAAGAUACUGCACAAGAAAAUGAAAGGACUGUUACAAGUUUGAUGCUAAGGUUGCACAUUCCGAAUUUAAGGAUACUGCAAUUGAAGGAGACAGAAAAUAGUGAAAUCUCCUCUUUUUUUUGGUAAAGAAAGGAGCAAGUGAUCUCUAAACUAUCACAGAUCUGGAAAUGUAUUGUUGGCGGAUAAAUGGAAGUUUCUAUUUAGAUGAUAUAUUUAAGAAACAUGGGGGGAAAAAAAGGAAGAUGUAACAAUGUUUGAAUGUUGGUUCUUUGUACUAAAAAAGGUUGAACUGAAAUUGGUCUAGAAAGUUGAUUGUUUUUUAUACCUAAACAGCUUUGGUUUUAAAGAAACUAAUGUCUUUGUUGAAAAAUGAUGUCAUUCCAAAUGAUAUUAAGACAUUUCAGCCGCAUGUUAUAAGGAGCAGUGUAUUUCUCUUAACCGUAGCUUAAGAACUUAAUCAAUAGUGUAAACGUGACAGUAGUGCAAAAUCUAAACUAAAGGUAGCGUAAAUUCUAAGCAUGAAAAACACUACCAUUUUAAUGACAUUAUUGUGUGGAGUGUAUAUUUCAGAACAACUUGGAAUUCGGAAGGUCACAAACAAUUCUAUCAAAAGAUGGGAGGGGUGACAUGUUUCGGUCUUUUUACAGGGAACCGGUUGCUCUUCAUUGGAUUUCUGUAGAAAAUAUUUGUGACAAAUGGUAAAAAGGGUGGACUUGCAAAAUGUGUAAUAAAAGUCAAAUUAAUGGUAACACUUUGAGCAUUUUGCACAAGCUUAAACGUACCGUACAUGUAGUUGCACAGCACAUUGCAUUGAAAUUAGGCCAUGAAUCUGGUGCAAAUAAUAUAUGUGGUCGUUAGUCUGAGAAACAUGAAUUGUCGAAUGUAGGCCUAGAAUAUACUCAAAAGUACAUUUAUCGUAAAAUACAGAAUUCUUGUACUUGUAACGUGACUGCAACUUUUUGCCUCUUUGUGUAUUCUUGAAUAUAAAUACAUGAUAAUGAAUAUAAGCUACAAUUCGUUAAACUGACUAAAAUGUGAUACUUGCUAGUUGGUCCAGUGCUAAUCCUGGUUAUAGUUGGAUUGUAGUUGUAGUUUUAGCCCUUAAUCUGGUUUAAAACUAGUUUAUAGUUUAGUUAUAACACUUUGGUGGAGAUGAGGGGAAAGUGAAGUUUUUUAAAUUAUUGGAACCAAAUUUUUACGCCAUUCUAAAAAGCAAUGAUUUAAGUAAUGUUAUUGACGCGAGUGUCUCCUUAUUUUGAGGACAUGUUAUUGGCAAAAGAACGUAUUCUUUUCUUGUACUUAUGAAUCAGAGAAUUAAGUUAGACAGAUAGAGAAAUUUACUUCUAAGGUGCAAUUUGAUAACCAGUUCCAUCCUCACUAGUUUAAGUUUACUUAAAACCUAGUUUUAGUUAGAGACACAAUAUUUAUGAAGUUAGUGACUUAUGGAAAGAUGUACUUCAAGACGUCAGUACAAUUGUCAAUACAUUUCCUUUUUAUAUGAAUUUUUGCCAAAAACCUGAAAUUAUUUUUCAUUUUCUGGUUUCGUUUUGGAGUUUGUGGUUCACCCACCCUUGUCUGUGUUGUACAGCUUACGUUUAUUUAAAUAACAUAAAAAAUAUGAAAAGUCUGUGUGUUAUAUGAUUAGUAUUUUUUGCACAAGUGUGACAUUGGUUGUUAUACCUCUAUAGGAAUGUGUAUGAUACUUUUUAAAUGAUUGUAAAUUGUUUUUAUGUACCACUGUAUAGAUUUCAACCUUGCCGAUUAUUUGUCACCAAAGCAUUAUGGGUAUUUUUCAGAGGAAGACUCCAUUGUUUUCGGGGGUGGUCUAAUAACUGCCAGCGCUCAUGCGAGAUUUCAUGAUCCUGCCGUUUGCUACUUGAUUUCAGGUGUUUACAGUCGCUGCUUUCCAAUCUGAUCCCUAACCUAAUUAGCAUAAUUCAAUCUAGUAUGCUAAUGAUGCAAUUUACAUAAAUUUACAUUUGGUGUACCACUCAUCCAAGUGAAUGCUGAUGAAGCCCAUUACCAUUGCAAUGGACUCCUAAUCACGUUAAGAACAGGACGCAUGAGAUUUUUAACUCGCACGAAUUACCGUAGUGGUUCAUCUGAUCACUUUAAUUUCACUAAAGAGAUCUGUUUUGCAUUCAAGGCAAUUCAACUGGAAAUGUGUACUUCUUGCAUGACCAGGGUACAAACAUGUAUGGAUAAAAAAACAAAUUGCACGGAGUUUUGUGUCAUAUUUCCUCAAUUAUUAUUUGUGUAUUCAUCAAUAUUUUCCAUUCACUUGUCACCAACCAGACAACUUUAAACUGUGUUAGCUUUUAAAUGAGCCAAAAUCAUAUUUGAAUCAGACAAAAUAUCUUCAUUGAAUUGAUAAUUGCAAUUAGGAAAGUGGAAAACAUAGUAAAAUGGAAGUCUUCAAAAAUACUGAUAAUGCUUUUCAAGUCGUUUGAAAUGUGUCAGGUGCAGCAUUUAAAAAGAAGAGUUUUAAAGAUUUUUAUGUUUAUCACAAUUAUGGUUGUGAAAAAAAGGAGAUAUACAUAAUUGUUUUAUUUGUAGGUUUCAGCGCUGAUUGAGGUUUCAGAUUCUGUGUUGUCAUGACAACCCACACUCCCCGAUAUAUUUGACGCGUGUGUUUGUGUGUGAUUGGAAUUGUGCAGAAAUGUAUGGUCUAUUAUUGUACAGAAUAAAAAAAAAUUAAAUUAAAAAAAAAAAUAAGAAUUAGUUUAUGCACUUCAUGGCUGAUUAUGUAAAGCGAAGUGAUCAUGAUAUUGUUAUUGAUAUUAUUGAAAGUAUUAUUGUGAUUAUUGAAACUUUAUUGGUAUGAUGAUAAUUUAUGGUAAUUAUUACGAUACCUUAUUGUUGUCAUUAUUAUAUUGUAAAAAGUAGAAAGCUUGCCAAUUUUAUUUUUCUUACGGUAUUUUGUGUACACAUUUCACAGCAGACUCUUUACCACAAAAUAUUUCUGCUGCAUAGUUUUUAUGUUGUGCGCGGGUUAUCAUGGAAUUCAGGGUCAGUAAUUUGAUUCUUACACGGCCUACAAUUAUGAAAUGUUUUCAGAUAAAAAGAGUUUGAAGUAUUGCAUAAUAAUUUCUUUUCAAUGUAAAUGAAAUUGUAAAAUCGUCAAACUUGAAAACUUUAUUACUUGGAGCCCUCUAUAACUGUAUGAAUUUCAACUUUCUGAAGUUGGUUUUACGGUCUGAAUAUCUUUCAAUAAUAAUUCUUCAUUUUUUUGUGAUAGAGGAAUCAAAUGCAAAACAGGAUGUUGUUGAUCCAAAACAUUAAUGACAGACUAAAUUAAGUCUUUGUUUUCAUCACCACCGAAAAUUGAUUUAUUUGCGUAACAUUUUUAAGAAUUUCCCCGAAGAUAAUUGGAGUCAUUAAGGUGCAUAGUCAUAGGUUCCCUUGUAAAUUGUAUUUGUAUUAAAAUCAUAAUGUAUUUUUUUUUCGUUUGUUGUUAAGGACAAUUUUUUUUUUAUGAGAGGGAUUUGUUCCCACUUUUAGAGCGUUAUUUUUCUAUGAAUUAAGAGUCUGUUGUGAAAGAAAUCGUUGGAAAAAAAGAUCAGAUGUUUAUUUUAUAAGCAAGCACGUACAAUGGCUUUUGCCUUGACAAUCUGACAGCCCCAAGAACUGGAUUUUGUUCUUCAUCAAGAAUUUAGAUAUUUUGAAUGGAUCAUUGGAGAGCCACAGAGAAAAGUAGGAUCUGAUCAUUGAAAGAACACAAAAAUACUUCUGUCACUUAUUUGGGGGUAUUUUUUUUUCUGUUACAGAAUAAUAACCCAAUAUGUUAAGAAUCUUUGAUGAAUCACCUCAAAUGAAAUGCAGAUCCCAGUAUGUAGAAAAGCGAAGAGUUAAUAUUCAACUUGCAAAAACAACUUGAUUGGCUUUUUUUGCAUUCAUUAACUGAUAGUUAUUGGUAAGGCAAAACUCAUUCUGUGUGCAGCAUUUAUGCACUUUUGUGUCAAUAUGUGGAUAAAAAUAAGUAACCAAAUAAAACCAGAUGUACUUCUGCUAAUAAAUGUUGCAACGCAUAAAUAUGACCAAA
This is a messenger RNA of Patiria miniata (bat star), 7395 nucleotides long. Its product is annotated as amyloid-beta A4 precursor protein-binding family B member 2-like. Gene Ontology annotation, molecular function: amyloid-beta binding; transcription factor binding. The coding region runs from base 1 to 1356 and encodes 451 amino acids. The record is from RefSeq and is a predicted model, not a curated record. Gene Ontology annotation, cellular component: nucleus; cytoplasm. Gene Ontology annotation, biological process: regulation of DNA-templated transcription. The transcript has 12 exons. Lineage: Eukaryota; Metazoa; Echinodermata; Asteroidea; Valvatida; Asterinidae.